AUGGAAUUUCCCGAGGUUGGCUCUAACUGUGCCCACAAGUCUUGUAACAGAUUGGUAAGAUGUUCUGGCUGCCAGGGUGUUUUUUGCAAGGAUCAUUAUACAUAUACUGCACAUUCUUGUCCGGACGCCGGCAAGGACGUGCAAGUACCUAUAUGUCCUCUAUGUGGUACCCCUGUUCCUUGUCGCCCUGAAGAAUUACCUGAUAUAAGAGUUGGUCAGCAUAUCGAUACGGCCUGUCAAUCUAAACCUGCCUUAGAGUUAAAAGGCAAAGUUUUUCCAAAUGCAUGUAGUAUGGCUCGGUGCAAAAGAAAGGAACUUAUUCUUCUUGUCUGUGAUAAGUGUCACAGAAACUUUUGUGUUAAACAUCGAAAUGAACUUGAUCAUCAAUGCGAUGGCCCUCUACCUUCUGGAUCAUUGAGUAAAAUUCCCCCCUCGGGAGCCGCCGCCAUUUUUCGGGCCAUGCGUCGGAAUAAAAAUGCAAAUAAUUGUCAAGCUCAGGUGAGUUAUUAUUAA
Messenger RNA from Protopolystoma xenopodis, 513 nucleotides. Lineage: Eukaryota; Metazoa; Platyhelminthes; Monogenea; Polystomatidea; Polystomatidae. The record is from the annotation of a GenBank genome assembly.